CACAGGCUAAUCUGGGACAAAAAUUUACGCUCCAGUAUAAAGCCUAGUGUUCUCAAAUCCUUGCUCAAAAUAUUAAAUUCCACGUUGAUACAAAUAUUUCCUUUUCUCCUUUUCCAGACGCUACAUGUAUUAGUUGAACCAAUCAACGAGUUUCCGCCGUACUUUUUCGCUCGUCCAUAUAACAUAACCAUCAGCGAGUACGAUGGGCGGCGAUAUUUUGCGAUCAACAGCUCGACGGGCGUGAUUGAGAGCCGUAAUACGAUUGACUACGACACAAUGGGUAGAACCAAGUUCUUGAUGCUGAUAAUCGUCGCCGUGGAUGUUGAUGGUCAAAAAAAAUCCACAACGUUGAAUAUCACCAUUAUGGAUGUGGACGACCUCCCACCGCGUUUCUUGCGAAAACCGUGUGAUGACGUCACCACAACAUGUGACUUCACCAUUUACACAGCAGAGAUUGAUCGUCAUUUUCAGGGCUCGCUGGAUGUCCGACCCGUUCACGUGUCUGCACGAGACGGUGACGUAGGUCUUAAUUAUGACGUCACAUAUACCAUAGAACCAGAUGAUGGAGUUGUCGAUAUCAACAACUUCACAGGAGUGUUGACCGUCACGUCAGCGUUUGAGAACGUCAAGAAUAUGACGUCAGGCGAGAUCCUUAUGUUGACGUUCAAUAUUAUGGCAACGGAAUCGUCCGAGCGGAAGAGGAACGCCAGCGUCCCUUUGACUUUACGUGUUUUCCACGAGUUUUCCACGUCGCCGCCGACUUUCCCAUCGACAACAGCCCAAGCGAAGGAGAAUGACGACAACGAUAAUUCGUUGAUUUUGGUUAUUGAAAUUACCGUACCAUGCAUUGUCGCUGUUGUCGUCUGCGUUUGUCUUAUCGCGUUUCUCGUACGACAUAGGUUAGCCAAAGCGGCGCAAACGAAGUACGCGAUAAAAGAGGUCGAGAAAUCUCGGUCGCUUCAUCGACGAUCGAUCAGCAUGUUAUCGUCAACGCCAAUAAAUCCGUACUAUCUGGCGAGAGCUUACGCGAAGUUAUUCAUCGACGUAAUCAUCGGAGAAACGGAGAAACCGCUAAACGACGACUAUUCCAAGAUGCGUUAUUCGUUGAACGACUACGCUGACGUCAACGAUACUUUGACGCCGACGCCGAGUAGCUCAGGAAUGGUUGCGUCGCAGGAAAUCUCGUCGGAAAACGGCGGCGACGUCAUGGAAUCCACGACCGCUUCGUUUGGUCAGCUUUAUUCUGUGGUAGACAAACGAAAGCAGCGUAAGCGAAUAAUCGGAGCUACAUGCGCUAACGCUGCUGACUUCGUUGACUCAACCACGGCCGGUGUCGUUGAUUGUGACGUCACCAAUGACGUCACUGGGUAUGAAGAUGUGGGCGUCGGGCGUUACGUCGUGGAUGGCGUCAACGCUGUUGUAGAGCGUGACGGCACUUGUAAUGUCGUUACGGACGUCGAGAGUGGCGUCGCGGACGACUUCAAUAAUGACGUUGAGAGUGACGUCAACAAUGAAGACGUCGCUGAUGACGUCAACAAUGACGAUGCGAUGUCUGAAGAACAUAACGUUGGUCACAAAAGAAUGGCGUGGCACGAAGAUAGUAAUUACAAUCACGAUUUCGGUGACGACGGCAAUGACUUGUAUUAAAAGCCAAUUCGUAUAAAAUUAUGUAAAUAAAGUAGAACAUUGAAGAUUGAAAUAGUGAAUCAAUGUGUGUAAAAAAUGUCUUAGCAAGUACUAUAUUUAUAGUUUAUUAUUUGACAUAGUUGAAUUAAAUAGAUAGAUACUUUGAUGAGACAUGGG
Messenger RNA from Dreissena polymorpha, 1803 nucleotides. RefSeq lists its product as uncharacterized. The record is from RefSeq and is a predicted model, not a curated record. Bases 277 to 1647 code for a protein of 456 amino acids. Lineage: Eukaryota; Metazoa; Mollusca; Bivalvia; Myida; Dreissenidae. Gene Ontology annotation, biological process: homophilic cell-cell adhesion. Gene Ontology annotation, cellular component: membrane. The transcript has 6 exons. Gene Ontology annotation, molecular function: calcium ion binding.